This is a messenger RNA of Staurois parvus, 719 nucleotides long. Lineage: Eukaryota; Metazoa; Chordata; Amphibia; Anura; Ranidae. The record is from the annotation of a GenBank genome assembly.
ACUAGCCAGUGCAGUCAGUCAGUGCCGUUAGUACUAUCAGACAGUGACACCACCCCAGCAGUGCCACCUGUCAGUGUCCAUCAGUGCCUUGUGUCAGUGUUCAUCAGUGCCAUGUGCCAGUGCCUACCAGUGCACAUCAAUGCCACAUAUCAGUGCCCAUCUGAGCUGCCUUUCAGUGUCACCCAUCAGUGCCAGUCAAUUCCACCUAUCAAUGCCAAUCAGUGCCACCUAUCAGUGCUGCCAAUCAGUAACACCUAUCAGUGCCAGUCAGUGCCGCCUAUCAGUGCCAGUCAGUACCACCUAUCAGUGCGCAUCAGUGCUGCCUAUCACUGCCCAUCAGUGCCGCCUAUCAGUGCCAGUCAGUGCCGCCUAACAGUGCCAGUCAGUGCCACCUAACAGUGCCAGUCAGUGCUGCCUAUCAGGGCCAGUCAGUGCCACCUAUCAGUGCCAUAUAUUAGUGCUACCUUUCAGUGCCCAUCAGUGAUGUCUGUCAAUGCCCAUCAGUGCCACCUACCAGUGCCUCCUCAUCACUGCCCAUCAGUGCCACCUAUCAGUGUCCAUCAGUGCAGCCUAUCAGUGUCCAUCACUGCAGCCUCAUUAGCGCACAUCAGUGAAAGAGAAAAAUCACUUAUUUACAAAAUUUUAUAACAAAAACUAAGAAAAAACUUUUUUUUUUUUCAAAAUUUUCUGUGGUUUUUGGUUUGUUUAAGAAAAAAAAA